Ylistrum balloti is the source of this 729-nucleotide messenger RNA. RefSeq lists its product as uncharacterized. Gene Ontology annotation, biological process: cell-cell adhesion. The transcript has 3 exons. Lineage: Eukaryota; Metazoa; Mollusca; Bivalvia; Pectinida; Pectinidae. Gene Ontology annotation, cellular component: cell-cell junction; membrane. The coding region runs from base 1 to 729 and encodes 242 amino acids. The record is from RefSeq and is a predicted model, not a curated record.
AUGGGAAGUACAAAAGAGCGCUUACAGCUCGUGCCAGGCACUAUCUUACUGGUGAUAGGGUUUAUACUAACUAUUGUCGGAAUAGCUUCUGCACACUGGUGUCAUUCACAGGAUAAAACUAUAUAUAUUGGACUGUGGGAAAUAUGUUUCCUUGUGAAAGAAUCGGAAGUACAAUGUUUCGAGUUCCGUGAACGGGAUUAUACGCCUAUUAUUGUAUUCAUCACCAGUGCGCUGUGUGUCAUCUGCGCCAUAUUUGAUUUUGUUGCUGUGCUUUGGGGUGUAGCAGCCAUUUUCCAGAAGAAAAGACGUGCAUUCAAAUGGACACAGAAAGCGGGCAUCAUGGCUGCGUUUUCAGAUGUAUUGGUGGUUAUAGCUGUGUGCCUGUAUGCAGCUUCAUACGAAACAAUCGAGUAUCAGAAGAUCCCACGAUGGACGUCUGGGACAGACGUUAACCUUUCAUGGUCCUUCUAUGUCACUUGUGGAGCCGCGGUGACCAUUCUUCUGGGAGCAACCAUGUCCAUCACCAUGGCGCUGCAAUCUUCGCCUAUUUCUACUGUCCAUGUGACGCCGAUGACAACACACAGCCCAUCACCUCUAAUGCACCCGCCACCCAGCACGAGAAUUCCAUCCCCCUUCAGACUGCGUCCACGAGCGCCAUCACCAUUGCCAUUUUCACGGGCUGCAUUUCAAACUCCGAGGAUGAAUCAUUCGCCCGUGUUGCCGUCUUAA